Messenger RNA from Ostrea edulis (European flat oyster), 1603 nucleotides. RefSeq lists its product as uncharacterized. The record is from RefSeq and is a predicted model, not a curated record. The coding region runs from base 1 to 852 and encodes 283 amino acids. The transcript has a single exon. Lineage: Eukaryota; Metazoa; Mollusca; Bivalvia; Ostreida; Ostreidae.
AUGUUUAUGGGACGGUUGAUAAACGUUAGAAAACAAGAAGACAACCACAGGAAGUUUUUGUGUGUGAUGAACGAUGUGGCGAGGAAUCAACACGACUUUUACAACGCGUAUAUAACGAAGGAGCUCCAAUAUAUAAUCUCCCGACAGGAGCGCUCCAGCAUCGCCGUCAAAAAAGCCGUCACACAGAAAAAGAUUCUCCAGAAAUGUCUUGAAAUGAAAAGACGAGACGCACUCACGUCCGAUGAGAGCAGUCUAUACGGGCACUAUGGCGGCAGGUCCAUCCAAUCCCUCAAUAAAGACAUGGACUCUUUCAUUGCCGAGACACACCCCAGAGUGCGCAAGAAGAAACAUCUGGACAGUGUCAUGAAGCAGAGUAAGGAGAAAGGAUUGAUUCUUGGUACGGAUAAAAUGUCAGAAAAGGUGCGUAAUUAUUUCACCGACAGCUGGGGAGUACAAUAUCCCUCGCGUAAAGGUCCUGAAAAGAAGGAGUCUGUUUUCGGCGCCAAAAAGCGAGAAGAGCAGAAACAGACUGAACCCGACGUUUCGUUAUCGGCAUUAUUCAAGCCGUCUUUUUUCUCGCGAAAAUACAAUGUGCGCAAAAGUGAUGGUCUCGACUUAGGAGAGGGUGACCUCACUAGUCGUACGGAUCCGACGGGUCACUCAGCACCGGAAACCGUGCAAUACACCCUACCCGGUGAAGAAAAGCACUGGAACUGCAAGAGAUGUUAUCACGUGGACAAGGCAAUACGAACGCGAAGCAGACGAGCAGUCAGCGAGCAGGAGCCACAAUCUACGAGACUCGUCCUGCCAAAAGUACCGAAAGUGACGUCAUUGGUUCACACGUACCGCUAGGACGCGAGAGCAACAUCACUAACACCUGUAGUUUGGGGAUCCAUUAAUCAGUAAACGGAUUAAAGAAACGGUUUAAAACAACUUUUUUGUAUGAAGUGGAAAAAAAUAACCAACAACAAACAAAGGGAUGAACUUAAUUCUAUAUGUAUGUCAAUUUGAGAAAAUUUAGAUAUCGGUUCAAUCUUGAUGUCGUGCGAUGAAAAUACAUGCAGCAUCUGCCAUUGUCUUUCAGACUGUGCAAGACUGUUCAGUGGGGAAAACAAGUGUUAAAUAAUCCAGUGAUAUACCAAUCUCGUAACUAAAAGACCAAAAUCUCGUAGAGUUUCAUAAAAAAACUUAGCACCAUACGGAAAUUGAAGAAGUGCGUACAAUUUGUGAUCAAGGUAUCCCACGUGAAAUCCGUAAAAAUGCCAGAUGAAUAAUUCGCAUGCUGACUGAAUCCGGUUUUUUUUUUUUAAAGUUUAAACUUUAUUUAUUUUACGACAUCAAAAAAUAAGUUCUUCAACUUAUAUUGAUGCUUCUCAUCGACUCAAGAUUUUGGCGUGAAGGGGUCACUAAUGUGGGAAGAACCCGGAGGAAACCCAUGGUCCGAAUGGGCGACCACAAUCAUGGGUGAUGACUCAAGUCUUGUGCUGGUGUUACUUAAAAUCACGUUUUACUAUUAACAGUAUUCUAUUUAAUUCUAGUUUAUGGAAAUCUUGAUGAAAAAUAAAAUUUAAAAAAAAUAAUCAGAUAAACACUUUUAUUUUCA